AUGCUGUCGGCGAAAAAUGUGCUCACUCGCGCCGUUCGUCUCACAAAUAGCUCCCGUUUGAGCAGCACUCUUGUGAUUGCUGAGCAUGACGACGCCAAACUUGCACCAAUUACUCUCAACGCCAUCACCGCCGCCAACAAGCUUGGAAAUGAGGUGUCGGUUCUUGUUACUGGUGCGAAUGCAUCAAAAGUUGCCGAGCAGGUCUCCAAAGUCAAUGGAGUUAAGAGAGUUCUUGUUGCUCAGGACGAGAAGCUCAAGAACAACCUUCCAGAGCGCGUCGCGCCGGUCGUCCUGGCCUCGCAGAAGCAGUUCAACUUCACCGCCAUCACCGCCGGCGCGUCGGCGUUCGGACGAAGUGUGAUUCCGAGAUGCGCGGCGAAACUCAACUCGUCGCCGAUCAGCGAUGUCACCGAAGUGCAUUCGGCCGACACGUUCACGCGAACAAUGUACGCCGGCAACGCGGUGACGAAAGUGAAAAGCUCGGCGCUCGUCAAAUUUUUGACGUUCCGAGGAACGGCGUUCGAGCCGGCGAAAGACGGCGGAAGCGGUGCCGUUGAGAAUGCGCCUGCUGCGGACGACGUCAAAACAGAAUUGUCGGAGUUCCUCGGACAAGAAUUGAGCAAAUCGGAGCGUCCCGAUCUCGCGACCGCCAAGAUUGUCGUGUCGGGAGGACGCGGAUUGAAGAGCGGAGAGAACUUCAAGAUUAUCUAUGAGCUCGCUGACAAACUUGGCGCCGGUGUUGGAGCUUCGCGCGCCGCCGUCGACGCCGGCUAUGUGCCGAACGAUAUGCAAGUCGGACAGACGGGAAAAAUUGUCGCACCGGAAUUGUACAUUGCCGUCGGAAUUUCGGGAGCCAUUCAACAUUUGGCCGGAAUGAAGGACUCGAAGGUGAUCGUCGCGAUCAACAAGGAUCCCGACGCGCCGAUCUUCCAGGUUGCCGAUUUCGGCCUCAAAGCUGAUUUGUUCAAAGCGGUUCCCGAAAUGACGGCGGCGCUUCCGUGA
Caenorhabditis bovis is the source of this 1002-nucleotide messenger RNA. NCBI's taxonomy places the organism in Eukaryota, Metazoa, Nematoda, Chromadorea, Rhabditida, Rhabditidae. The record is from the annotation of a GenBank genome assembly.